CAAGAACGAUGUGCUCUUUAACUAUAAAUAUAAGAAUACACGUUUUGUGCUUUAUGUUUCAAUUACUUCAAUUUUCCUUAAUAGAAAGAAGAGUUUUUUCAAAGUGCGCGCCACAUAAAUUAACCACUUUUUUAAAAAAUGCGACUUCUUUGCUUCAAAAUGAUGCUUUUUGUAAUCGUCCUGUUUUAUUGCCAGCUACAUAUCAGUCAACAACAAGGGUUAAAGCUGCAGAUUUCAAAAAACUACACGUUCAAUUUCUUGACGAUCUGGAUCUAAAAGCUGACUGCGUAUUUGAUCAUGUACAAUGGAAUGACAUUUUGGACAACAUCAUUGCAGUUGAAGGGCAGAGAAUAACUAAAAAUCAUGAGCCUGAUGUUUUUGUCAUACCAAACUUUUUCACCAAUGAACAAUGUGAAAAACUGAUAUCUACGCACAAUGAAAUGAAAAAGAGUGCAAAAUCUUUAAAAAAACUAUGGAAAUUUGCAACAUCGCGACAGCUGCUUGAAACAAUACAUCAAUCCUUCCUAAGCCCCCAUGAAUACAAACUUGAUUUCUGCAAACAAUAUGACUGUGAUGAAGUGUCAAUUACUGGAGAGAAUAUUGACGAAAAAUUAUUGUACAAUAUCAGCUUUAGCUCUAGUGUAUUAUUAGCAAGGGGUGAAAAUUCCCUUGUCGAUUUACUGGAAGGUAUAAUUGAAGAAAAAUUGGGACUGCCCAAAACGAACGCAUAUCACACACAAUUAGUGAAAUACAGAAUAAAUAGUGAGUACAAUAUGCACACUGAUUGUCAUGAAAUUACUAAUGACAGAAUGGCAACUAUAAUUGUAUAUCUCAAUGAUGUUGAACAGGGUGGUGAAACAGUUUUUCAAGCAAUGAAUAUUUCUGUAAAGCCUCAGAAGGGAAAAGCAGUUGUCUGGAAAAAUUUAAAUCUUCAAGGAAAGUGUGAUGCAGCCACUUCCCAUGUUGCUGCUAAAGUGAUCAAAGGUCAAAAAUUAAUUUAUCAAAAAUGGUUUUAUCAGAAACCAAUAAUGCCAAGCAGCAGAGAAAAGAUUCCAGUGUAUUGUGAUUUAAGUGGCAGCUGUCGUGAAUACAUAUAUAACGUAUCAUCAACUAAGGCAGUAAAGUUGAUGAAUAUGUAUGAAUAUGAGAUGGACCCAUACAAAAGACUGGAACACUGUGAGCAAGCCUUGUAUGAACAGCCCGUUUAUGCUGAAGGACUUUUAAAAUGUUCAAAAUUGUGCUUCAGUCUUGGUCAGUUGAGACAGGCACUUACCUUUGCUGUCAGACUUUUGGAAAUGCAUCCUCGAAAUGAGGAUGCUUUGAAGAUUUUCCAUUCAAUCUUGAAGUCUUUGGACUUUUCAUAGUAAUCAUUGGAUGCAUGAUAAUUUUAAAGGACCAAAUCAUGCAGCAGUUAAUAAUUAUGAAAAAAGCUGGAAGAAUCAUUAAAAAAUAAUCAUUUCAUUGAACAUGAUUGGUUGGGACAAUCUGUGCAUCAUUUAAAUAAUAAAGAAUUUUAACAUUGACUUGCGUUUAUAUCUUAACUAACUUAGGCAGAAUGGUUUAAGUUGAAAACGCAUGGGAAUAUAUAAUGACAAGUAGACAUUAUGAUUGAACAAAGUAGCAAUUUUGUAAAAGAUAUGGCCACAUGAAAUAUAUCUAACGUAAGAAGGC
This is a messenger RNA of Xenia sp. Carnegie-2017, 1671 nucleotides long. Its product is annotated as probable prolyl 4-hydroxylase 3. Bases 9 to 1364 code for a protein of 451 amino acids. Gene Ontology annotation, cellular component: endoplasmic reticulum. Gene Ontology annotation, biological process: peptidyl-proline hydroxylation to 4-hydroxy-L-proline. The transcript is spliced from 10 exons. The record is from RefSeq and is a predicted model, not a curated record. NCBI's taxonomy places the organism in Eukaryota, Metazoa, Cnidaria, Anthozoa, Malacalcyonacea, Xeniidae. Gene Ontology annotation, molecular function: L-ascorbic acid binding; procollagen-proline 4-dioxygenase activity; iron ion binding.